Molecule: messenger RNA, 4655 nt
Organism: Poecile atricapillus (Black-capped chickadee)
Lineage: Eukaryota; Metazoa; Chordata; Aves; Passeriformes; Paridae
Gene: NIPAL4
Product: NIPA like domain containing 4
Exons: 7
Coding region: 51-1241 (396 amino acids)
Biological process (GO): magnesium ion transport
Cellular component (GO): membrane
Molecular function (GO): magnesium ion transmembrane transporter activity
Source: RefSeq, a predicted model, not a curated record
CCGGCCCUGCCCUCGGCCCGGGAUGUGCUGAGGGCCGGAGAGCGAGGGCGAUGGAGCCGCUGGAGACCAACAGCAGCUGCGGCAACGGCUCUCUGAUCACUCUUUCGUGCCUUUCCCACCGGGUCGUGUGCCAAGUGAUCAGCAGUGCUGUCCCAGCUGACCUUGUCCAGGACAAUGGGACUUCAGGUAAUUCCUGGAUAACUCAGCUGGAAAACAAUUAUGGAUUCUACAUUGGCCUGGGCUUGGCUGUCUUCUCCAGCUUCCUCAUCGGGAGCAGCGUCAUCCUCAAGAAAAAGGGAUUGCUACGGCUGGUGGAGAAGGGAGGCACCAGGGCAGGAGAUGGAGGCCACGGCUACCUAAAGGACUGGCUCUGGUGGGCUGGCUUGUUAACCAUGGGUGGAGGGGAAGCUGCCAACUUCGCUGCCUAUGCCUUUGCUCCUGCAACUAUUGUCACACCUCUGGGGGCUCUGAGCGUGCUCAUAAGUGCCAUUCUGUCCUCAUAUUUGCUUGGAGAACGGCUCAACCUGCUGGGAAAGCUGGGCUGCCUGCUGAGCCUGGUGGGCAGCACUGUGAUGGUCAUACACGCCCCAGAGGAUGAGGCAGUCACCACUCUGGAGGAAAUGACUUCCAAGCUGAAGGAGCCGGGUUUCCUGGCUUAUGCUUCGAUCCUCCUGGCUCUCUGCUUCCUCCUGAUCUUCUACCUCGCCCCCCGUUAUGGCCAGAGCAACAUCCUCGUCUACCUCACCAUCUGCUCCGUUAUCGGCGCCUUCUCCGUGUCCUCAGUCAAGGGCUUGGGAAUUGCCAUCAAGGGCUUCUUUGCUGGCCAGCCUGUGCUGCAGCACCCACUGACCUGGAUCCUGGUCAUCACGCUGGUGGCAUCCAUCACCACACAGAUCAACUACCUCAACAAGUCUCUAGACAUUUUCAACACCUCUUUGGUGUUCCCCAUCUACUACGUGCUGUUCACCACCAUCGUCAUCACCACUUCCAUCAUCCUCUUUAAGGAGUGGGUCACCAUGACCGUGGUUGACAUCAUUGGCACAGUCUGUGGCUUCCUCACCAUCAUUUUGGGGGUGUUUUUACUCCAUGCUUUCAAAGACAUGGAUGUCAGUUUAGGGAAUUUACCCCAAGUCCUUCAGAAUGAGCAGCCAGCGCCGGUCACCAGAGAUGACAAGAACAUCCUGAUAGAGGUGGACAACUCCAGCAUCGCCCCAGAGGAUAAACCCAAAACACUUGCAUGAACUCUAAAAUACACACCAGCGUCUCAAGAGGAGGUGGGAGACAAGGACUGAACGGUGCUAUUCAGACUCGGCUCAUCCAUGUUUAAUCACUUGCUCUGCAAAUAAGGGGACGUGAAUAUGGGCAAAAUAUGGUGAAUUUUGCAAUAGCUGCUCACUCAGGCUCAGUGGCAGGACUCAAGCCAUGGAGCAUUUUUACAGAGAGAUCUUUUCCAGCUUCUGUUUUUUUGUGAGGUGCAGGAGUUUCCCUGGAGCAGUGUUAAUUAUUUUUAUGGGAGUUUUUUUUGUUUGGGGUUUUUUAUUCCUGAGAUGCUCUGGUACCUAAGCCUUGGUGAAGUUGCUGGGCCUGACCCAGACCCCACCGGAAGAAGGGCAAUCCCUGCUCAGGUUGGGGAGCUCUGGCAGGGCAAAACCCAGGUCAAGAGAAACUCUACCACUGUCUCCAAGAUUUCUCGUGACAAUUUUUCCAGUCUGAAAGACCAAGUGGCUGUAAAUGUUAAGUAUUUUUCCCUCAGGAAAUACCUUGACCUUGAAAAACCCCCCAAAUUCUUUGAGCCCUAAGAGGUGUCCCGCUGUCCUCUGAAAUGCUCACCUGAUUAUAUUUGGGUGUGACCAUCACUGAGCAAAUACAAUGUGGGCUUUGGGAGAGAGGACAAUGCAAUCUAUUUUAAUAACAUUUCAGUGCUAUCUUUUUGGAAUGUGGGAAGGGAAAAAAAGGGUUUUUUUAAAAAAAAAAACCAACAACGUAGUUUCAGGUGGAUCUGAAAGUUUUUCAUUACUUCAUCUUACUGGUGUAGCCCUAAAGGAUGAAGAGGCUGAGAGACAGCUGAGAGCAACAAAAAGAGCAUCUGGAGCAGAGUAAAACAGCAGCGACCUCCUUUGGUGGCAGAAAAUAAUCCAAGUCACUCACUCCAGCUUUGGUUUUGGCAUCCUAAUCAGCGUGGUGCUUUUGUGCAUUUUAUUUUAGAAAAUGGCUGUAAAUGGGACUCAUCUUUCUUCACUCUAGAAGUGCAUUUCUUUAAAGCAAUCCUGCCAUCCCUGGAGAAAUACCAUGUAGAAAAUGAAGAUUUGAACUGAGAUAAUGAAAUAAUAGACAGUGAAAGAGUAUUUGUUAAUGACAACCAACAAAUUUUAUUAAAACUAGGCAAAAGGCACAAUGAAUUGCAUUCUUCAAGUAUUUGCAUAGAUGCAUAGAGAGCAUUAUUGUAAACCAUUAACAUCUGGACGGGAGAAAGUGAGAUGUAUUUUUUUAUAAGUUCUCCUAAGUAAUAUUAUCUUUCAAAAAAAUCAGGUUUUACCAUCUUUUACUCCUCCUACAGUUCCCCUGGUCUCAUUCACUCAAUUUGCACACAUCUGAAAAUUUAAAAGGACUUACUUAAAAUUACCUUUUGGAGAUUUUUGUGAUAUUCCAGCAAUAAAGUUUUCUAUUAGAGUUUGGGCAUGUCCAGUUGUUCUCUGAGCACUGUGUGUCCAGGGGCAUUUUUUGAGACCUUGAUCCCAUGCUCACAUGAAAUGCAGUGAAAAUCAUUUUAGUGACUUUUAGUGGCCAUUUGCUGAAGAUCAGGUGGUGGAGCAGAAGUGCUGCUGCCCUCAGUGCAGGCUCAGAUAUGAGAUCAAGUUCUUGUGGUUGAAUCAACAAUUACAGUGUAUGUACAGUCCUGCACUGUGAGCAGCCAAACCUGCCAUUACAUACCAAGAGACAACAAGUUUGGGGGUUGUUUGAAUGCACAUCUUUAUAUGUAAUAUACCCCAACUAUGGAAAAAGACAAAAGCUGUUGCCUUUUCCUUGCCCUCCCUCAUUUCAGAAAGAAGUUUUUUAGAUUGGUUUGUUUUCCAGGCACAUAGAAGGUAAGAAAAGGUUUGAAACUGAUAAGGAAUAAUCUGUGAGAAUUUCAAGACACACCAUGUGAACUGUUUCCUUGUGGAGAAAGAGGUAGUAAAGUUGUGAAAACUAAUGUGACUUAAGUCAUCCUACAGAUACACUUCUACAUCUAACUACAGAUUUAAUGAGUUCUUAGGGUUUAUCUGGGAUUUCUUUAAUGAGCAGAUCUUAGGGAAAGAGAACCAGCAAACAAGACUCCUUUUCUUUAUGCCAAUAAUACAGUUUCUCACAUGUGGAACAGCAGUCAUGCUCUUUGAGGAUUUGUCUAUAAUAAAUGAGACACAAGAGGACUGUUGUAACCACAGCUCCAGAUUUCCCUGUGUUCUCCUAGGAAAUAAUUUCAAGAAAAAAAAAAAUCUGGCAUAACAAAAGAUCUUAUUUUUAAAAUCCUGAGGAAAUUAAAAAAAAACAAUAAAAAACACAUACAAAAGCCAAACUAUUAGGAGAAGAAAAAACUAAAUUCAUAAGGGAGGGUCCUCAGGGUCAGAACCAUCAGCUGCUUAAAGUGCACACAGACAGCUCUCUCCAUCCAUGGCCUGGAGAAAAAGCCUGGAGGAAGAGAGCUGCCCUACAAAAGCACCAUGUGUUGUGUUAAUAUUUUGGCUGUUUCCCAACCUGGCCAUUCUUCAGGUAGGUUUCUCACUACUUUGGGGAGCAGACAGCUGAGUUACAGCUCAGCACAGACCAAAGCCUGAGGAGACACAUGCAAAACCAUCUCCUGCUCACGGUACCGCACGCUGCAGAGGGGUCUCAGCACUGCCUUCUGCUGAGCUUCCUGCUGGCCUUUUGCUCUGGAUCUGGGCCUGAGCUACCCUGUCGUACCUUGAGUGUGUCCCAAUGCCAAGGAUUGGAGCUCAUGGGCCAUGCUGGGGCUGCUUUUGGGAUUUAUAGCACCAAGGGAAGACAGGCAAGUGCUGGAGGACAGAAGGGUUGCAAUGCUCCUGCUGAGGAGGGUUAUGUGGGGAAAACAAUCCCCUCUGCUAAAGCUGAUCAAAACCCACAGUGGCUCCACAAAUUAUAUUUCUACGGUUGGGUCCCUGUUGGGGCCCCACUUGCCACCCCCUGUAAACAGAGAAUAAACUGAAGAAUGUUAUCACCAGCUGCCUUGUGCUCUCCCCAGAGGCAGUGGGUUCUGUAUAGCACCAAUAUGCUCCUGCAGCUGCAUGGGGGGGCUGAGGAAGCCAACAGGGCUCACAUGAAAGCCCAUCGGGGCCAGCACCUGCACUCACAGCUUGUUCUCCCUGGUAACACUUAAAUAACUGAUUAAAAACACGUGAAACCCCCAUCACCCCAUCCCUGCACUGGAUAUUGCACAACAAUAUUUAAAUACCGUAUAAACAAGUCAUCCCUACGUGGAAAAGGCAGAGAGGGUCCAGCUGAGCCUGGCGUGUACCUGGGGCAGCCCUGCCAUGCCUGACUGCAGCCUGGGGAGUCACAGAGGAAACAGGGGUGGGGCAGGAAGAGGGGAACUGAGACACUGUCCUGGCAGUGAAGGUGUGAGUGUGGUUUUGGGUGAUGAAGGCCAUCCAGUGCCC